CAGAGUGUAUUAUCCUCUGCUGUGAUGGCAAAAUUGUGGGUUUUCAUGAUGAAGCCCACACUGGAUUAGCUGGAUCACCAUCACUGGGCUGAUCACCAUCCUCCUUACAACUGUCCACAGACCCAUCUCCUUGGAAACAGCAGGACUUGUUUAUGUGACAGUAAUAAGGAAACUAAUUGAUGCGUAGCAGCUACAGGCGUGCGAGGGAGCCAUGUUCCACUGGAGGACGUUGGAAAAGUGAAUCUCCUCUUAUGCCAAAAGGUUAGAUGGCAUGAGCAAAACCCAUGUUCAUCCUCUGGAGUUUCCAAAGUUGCCUUGCCCUGUUCACAACAGCAGUAGGAAGCCUGUUGCAUGCACACAUCUGUGUUUUUAUGGACCUUUUUUGCUAGUCUUUUUCAUCACCAAUGUGUUGGGGUUGAGAAGCAAUGGGAAAAUUGGCUAUGGAUUCUCAAUCAAAGAACAGUUUCGUAGGAAGCUUUCUUCAGCCACCAGAUAAGAUGCUUCCUGCAGCCUUUGCUUAUGUAGAAUCAAAGAAGUUGGCAGCUGUUGGUGGUGACAGGCCAUCUAUCCCCAAUAACCAAGCUCUGGUGGCAGCCCUGAAAACUCUUCAAGAAAAGAUUCACCAUCUAGAGUUGGAGAAGUCACAGGUUGAAGAUAAUCUGCGCAGCCUCUCCAUAGCAGCUGCUCAGUAUAGGAAGGCCUUAAAGCAUGAAUCCUACAAGAGGGACACAGUACAUCAAGAACUGAUGCAACAGAGGAAAGAUAUAAGUGUGCAGAUAAAUGCAGCACAAUCCCGCUGCUCCCUGCUGGAGAAACAGCUGGAUUACAUGAGGAAAAUGGUUUCCAGUGCGGAACUGGAAAAGAAAAUUAUUUUAGAACAACAGGCCCAGUUUCAGAAAGAGGAAGAUCAGAAGCGGUUAGAACUGCACGCAAAACUUGAAAAGCUUGAAAUGCUAGAAGAAGUGUGUUUUAAACUUACUGCUACUCAGAGAAUUGCAGAAGACAAGAUCAAACACUUAGAAGAAAAGCUUUGUAAAGAAGAGCAUCAGCGUAAGCUAAUACAAGACAAAACUGCUCAGCUUCAAACAGGAUUUGAGAUCAACAGAAUUUUGAUGUCUUUGGUAACAUCUCAAAAUGAACCUAAAAAGGAAAACGGGAAGAAGAAAAAAACUAAGAAGAGAAAUCCUACAAUGAAGAAAAUGCACCUUUCACAAUUACAUGUAAAGGCUGGUGAACUACCUUUUGUGGCUGGGAAGUCUGUCAGCUCCAGCCAUUCUGUUAGUGCAAAUGUACAAAGUGUGUUGCAUAUUAUGAAGCAUCGCAAUCCACGUAUCUCACCACGAAGCCAAGGAGGAGCUUCAUCUGGGAUUUCAGCACACAGUGCACUUUCAAAACCUGUAUCGUCUUGUUCCACAUCACCUACUGCCACCAGAAAUCUUUCGGACCUUCUGUUGGCCAUACAAGAUGAGCUGGGCCAAAUGAGCUUCAAGCAUCAAGAACUUCUGAAGAAGAUACAGGAGAUUGAAGAUUCCAGAGUUUGUGAAGGCCUAGAAGGGGAGCUGGAUUGCCUUGUAAAACAAAUGGAGAUUAAAGGAGAACAAAUAUCCAAGCUGAAAAAGCAUCAGGCUACUGUGCAGAAAUUAAAGAGAAAAACUCAGAAAUUGAAGCAAGGGGCAGCUCAUGUCGAACUGAAGUGUGGUGACAAAAAGGAAGCAAAGGAAAUUGCAGUCACUGUAAGGAAAAGUUUUUCUAAAUCUUGUCCUGGGCAGAAAAGCAGAAGCUCUCUUCAGCUGCUAAAAUAUGUGCAGAAACUUCAGUCAACACUGAAAAAAGAUGGUAUCAUGUGGGAACAAUAGUUCUGAAGUUCACUGUGUUAGAAGUUCUUGAAGUUGUCUGACAGCUAGUAAAUUUUUAAUUUUACAAAGUACUUUUAAAAAAUAAAAUAGAUAUAGCAUAGAUAUAGAUAUACAUUCUAAACUGCCUACUCACUAGUAGGUCAGUUUGUUCACCUCAGAAUUAACUUUAAUGUAGGGUAGCUAUAAUUCAA
Molecule: messenger RNA, 2047 nt
Organism: Chroicocephalus ridibundus (black-headed gull)
Lineage: Eukaryota; Metazoa; Chordata; Aves; Charadriiformes; Laridae
Gene: CEP57L1
Product: centrosomal protein 57 like 1
Exons: 12
Coding region: 426-1856 (476 amino acids)
Cellular component (GO): centrosome
Molecular function (GO): gamma-tubulin binding; identical protein binding; microtubule binding
Source: RefSeq, a predicted model, not a curated record